GUUUAAGUCAGGACAUUAUGUACUGUAGUUCUGCACAUAACAUUUGGUGUAAAUCCCGUUUUCGCAUCUGAUCAAACAUUGUGAUCCAGGAAUGAAAGUAAAGCUGUUACUUCAUCUUAUUUUCCAAGGAUUUCUCCUAUGUGAGACUUUGGCAUGGCAAGUGACGAUGCCAAAGGAAAUUCAUGGUCUCAAAGGUUCCUGUCUGGUCAUACCAUGUUCCUUCUCCUACGCAUCGGAUCCACCCACUAACCCCAACAGAGUUGUGUGGUAUCAGUGGGUCUCUAAAGGCUACCCUUUAGUUUAUGAUCCCAAGAAUCCAUCUGAUGUAAUAGACAAAUUCAGAGGAAAAACUUAUUUAUUUGGCAACCCGUCAAAUGGGGAUUGCAGUCUUCUCAUUAAACACCUGGAUCAGUCCCACCAUGAAGAGAAAGUAUAUACAUGGAUUGAUCCUGAAAAUAUUGGAUGGCGUACCUACGAGUUUUAUGAGGUCACAUCCACAGUUUUUGUGGACGCAAGCCCACAGAAGCCCACCAUCAAUAUUUAUGAUGGCGUGAAGACCGGUGACAACAUUAAAGUGACAUGUUUUACCACCCACGCCUGUCCAUACAGCAAACCAAAGAUCAUUCUGACGGGUAUAGAAGGAUCUGAUCAAACAGGUCAUGUGAUUAUUGGAAAUGGUCAACGUAAAAUCACUCUGACACGCACGGGUGUCGUGAAAGCUGAGCACUCGAAUAUCGAGUGUAUCGUGACACAUUAUGGAGGCAUAACAGCAAGAGCUACAAAAUCACAAAGUGCAAAAUGUAUCUAUACUAAAAUAGCCAUUGAGCCUAACCGUGCAGAUGUCGUAGAGGGUGUUGCAAAGGACUUCACGUGUACCAUCAAUCAUUCCUGUCUGAAUGAUCCUCCAAGCAUCUCAUGGAACUAUAAGAACAUGCAGGUCUCAAACGGGAAUAAAAAACUUUCAGAGUUCAAUUCAGCCACCUCUUCCACCAUAACCUUUGUUAGUACAAAAGAAGACCAUGGAAAGAUAUUGAAAUGCACUGCAAACAUUUCGGGGAAAAACAUUGAUUCAUCUGUUAAUUUACGUGUACAACAUUCUUCUACAGAGCCUCCAAAACCAGCGAUUCCUGUCCAGAAUCCAACCCUUUCCCAGGGUGAGGCCGAAGUGAUGACCUUUGACUGGAAGACCACUGGGAUUUACAUCAUAGUCCCCUCAUCAAUUAUCUUGCUUCUUAUCUGCACACUUGCUGGAGUCAUCACAUACAAGAGAUGUCACAGGCCAUCACCUGAUGAUAUGCAUGAACAGAGGUCAAAAGAUGUGUGUUCAGAUUCAGAAUCAGCAAACAAGACUUUCUCUAAACCUCAUAUGUCAUCACCAAAGAGUCAGCGAAAAUCCUGCUCUAUUGAAGACUAUGAAAAUUAUUACACCAAUAUUGAAGACCUCAACACGUAUGGCAACAUCUGAUGAAAACGCAUCAUAUUUCUAAAUUGUGACCCUGGAUCACAAAACCAGUCUUAAGUAGCAUGGGAACAUUUUUAGUAAAAGACAAAAAUACAUUGUGUGGGUCAAGAUUAUCGAUUUUUCUUUUAUGCCAAAAAUCAUUAGGAUAUUAAGUAAAGAUCAUGUUCCAUGAAGAUAUUUUGUAAAUUUCCUACCUUAAAUAUAUAAAAACUUUAUUUUUGUGAGUGGAUGGUCUGCCACAGUGCCCCCGAUUAACAACUUCAAAGGCAAUUUUCUCAAUAUUUUGAUUUUUUGCACUCUCAGAUUCCAGAGUUUUAAACAGUUGUAUCUCACCCAGAUAUUGUCCUAUUCUAACAACUCAUACAUCAAUAGAACGUUUAUUUAUUCAGCUUUCAGAUUAUGUAAAAAUCUCAAUUUCGAAAAAUUGACCCAUAUGACUGGUUUUGUUGUCCAG
This is a messenger RNA of Triplophysa rosa, 1916 nucleotides long. RefSeq names its product sialoadhesin-like. The transcript has 11 exons. NCBI's taxonomy places the organism in Eukaryota, Metazoa, Chordata, Actinopteri, Cypriniformes, Nemacheilidae. The record is from RefSeq and is a predicted model, not a curated record. The coding region runs from base 92 to 1465 and encodes 457 amino acids.